Messenger RNA from Aspergillus japonicus CBS 114.51, 1728 nucleotides. RefSeq lists its product as uncharacterized. NCBI's taxonomy places the organism in Eukaryota, Fungi, Ascomycota, Eurotiomycetes, Eurotiales, Aspergillaceae. Bases 1 to 1728 code for a protein of 575 amino acids. The record is from RefSeq and is a predicted model, not a curated record. The transcript has 5 exons.
AUGGCGAACUCAUCUCAACUCUCCGACUCAUCCACCUCCGCUUCGCCUCCGGCUGAGGCCAAAAGAUUACUUCUUACUAUGGGGCCUUGCGGAGUAAGAGGCUGCCAGUGUACCUUCGGAGAAAUAAUCAAGCCGUAUGUGAACCUACGACAUGAUUUGAUAAACGAACUGAUUCUCCGUCUGGAACGCUACCACUUGAUCAGAAUCAACGGGACCCCUGCAUCGGGGAAGACAACAACAAUGAAGCUGAUGGCCAAUGAGUUACUCAAGCGCUAUCCUGAUACUCCUUUGUAUAUUCUAUCAGGUUGGCCAGAGAGACAGGUUCGGGCAGCAGGAGGCUGGGUACGCUAUUUUCAGCAACAACUCAACAUCUGCAUCUCCGGGGAUGAACUGGAAGCAUAUCCAAGUUUUAUCCUUCUCGACGAGGCACAAGAAUCAUAUUGGGAUACUGACCUAUGGGUUCAACUCUUCAAGUCGAUUGAGAAAACAGUCUCAGUCAAUUUUGUUCUUUUUACAUGCUACGGCUCAGGGAAGGUCCAUGGCGGCGGAGGUCGGAAUCUUCCUACUCAGACGCCUAUGAAUUUCCAACUCUAUCAGCAGAUAUCGCUGAGGCCGGAAGAAGGGAUCUACCACCAUUCUGGGCGGAAGGAAGUUGGUUUGCUUCUGAAUGAGGACGAAGCAUACAAAGUCCUUGACCAAUAUGUGCCGAGCAACAUGUCAAAUGGUGCAGAUAUACUAACAAAAGAACUGAAAAGGGGAUUAUAUCUGGCCAGUGGGGGACAUGCGGGGCUGCUUGUAUCACUUGUGGAUGCCCUGGAGCAACUGCCGGAGCUUUAUACUUUGAUCCAAAAAUGCCAACCACUGGACUGGGUGACAGCAAGCCAAAGUCUUUUUAGCAAUGACCAACGAUUGUUCCAAAUCCUUCAGUAUCUCCCGUUUGCUCGAGGCCUUCCCAGACAAGAAUCCGUCCAACAACACGCUUUUGCUAGUGUUUUCAAGAAUGCUGUUUCUCACAACGGGACUCUCCAAUCUAGUUAUAUCAACGACCCAGAUCAACAAAGGGCCUUGGACGAUAUCUGGAAACAAGGAUGGCUUCAUGCGGAGACGGUACCGAGAGAUACACUUUAUGUGUUUCCCAGCCAGAUUCAUCGAUGGUAUUGCCAGUGCCUUUUCUCUCCGGUACACUCGGAAAAGGAAUUGACUUAUUCGUCACCCCUUGAGAUGGCUAUUGAUGCUAUCCGCAAAUUUGACCCAUGCCAGCUAUCAGGCCGUCUACGCACACUGAACGGUGAUUCCGUACCUAUCGAAGACCAGUACCAAAAAGAAUUCUACCGCUGUCUUUUCCCACUGCUGCUCGAGUACCAGAUCAAAAUGGCUCCGGAAUACCUGAUCAAAACGGGCGUUAGGAGCGGAAGAAUCGAUUUUCUGAUUGAGCAGAAGAAGUGGGGGCUGGAAUUACUAAGAAACAGCGAUCGUAUCAGACAAUAUAUGCAACGGUUUGAGGAAGAUGGUCAGUAUUUUACAAUGAUCAAGAAAAGGCUGAUAGAAGAUUACGUUGUUCUAAAUUCUACUCGGAAUGCGCCGCAGAAGGGCUAUCCAGAAUAUCGCGGUCAUCUAUACCAUGUGGUCUUUACGAACGAUUUUCGGAUUGUUCGGAUCAUCGAUGCCUCGGAUCUGACGGAAGUCAGUCCCCUUGUUCUAGUAGAGAACCCACACUUUCUCCGCUAG